Messenger RNA from Paramuricea clavata, 1848 nucleotides. The record is from the annotation of a GenBank genome assembly. Lineage: Eukaryota; Metazoa; Cnidaria; Anthozoa; Malacalcyonacea; Plexauridae.
UUUUUGCUUGGACAUUAAUGCAAAGACGAAAUAAUUGAAGCAAGUCUGAAGACAUUUCGAGAUGAAGUCAAUUCUCUUGGUGGUAAUUGUACUGCAGGUUUUCAACUCCUCAGGUAUAGAUACUGUAUGUUGUAUGAAGCAAUACUAACCACAAGCCAAGAUAUACUAUACAUCAUGUCACAUAAUUCAAAUAGCUUGUUCUACCAGUCACGGGAGGACUAAAUCAGUACUGUAUAAACUAACUUAAUAAAGUAUAAUUAUUAUUCUAUCAGUUCUAAACUUACAUUCAGGUCGAGUAUAUAAGCCUUACCAAUUCCUGAAUUAUUUAUAUGUGAGCUGGAUCUGCUUUAUCACUCCUGUAGCUGUUCUUCAUAGAUAUUCCGUAAGAGCCAUUCUUUACUAGUAGAAAUUGUGAAGGCCAUAUUGCUUUUCUUGCAAUCGGACUGAUCGAAACUGUGCGACCAAAGACAGAUAGCCCCAACUAUACAUGAAAAACUAAAAGAAUAAAUGUUCUCUUUGUUUUUCUUUUGCAGUGCAUGGCGGAGAAACUGACGUGGUUCGAAUUUUCGAUGAAAACUUGAAGUUAACAGAAGAAAAAAUGAGAGGAUACCUAAAGGAAGCAGAUCUGGAAGGGCAAGGAUUCAUCAAAACCGUGGAAGUCUCCACUGAAACUGACGAAAACGGUAGAAUCACAAGAAAGAGAACAAUUUACUACAGAAAGACAGAUGAUUGCUCAAGAGUCAUGUUUUGGGAAAGUGUUUUGGAACAACGCUUGCCAAAGGGAUUGAGAAAUUCGAAACUCGCUUCAACCACCGUGAAAGAGGUCCAACGUCGCAUCGCUGGCCGCAAAACAAAGAGCUGUACCGUCGGUUUGGAAAUCCAUCCAGAUCGAUGUAUAAACGAAAUUCCAGGCGGCAACAAUGUGAGCAAACGUCGGGUGGCAAGGGGAUGCAGCUGGUGUGCUGCAUGCUGGAAUGCUGCCAUUGUUUAUAAUGAUUAAAUCUCUAGGUUGAACACCACUGAGCUAUACAUAAACUCAAUGGUUAACACUGGUAUACCCGAAUAAAAACUAAACCUCAUGAGUCAAGCGUAUAACCAAAAUGAUCACAACAUCUGAACUAAAUGGAAUUUUUUACCGUAUAGACUGUAGUCUUACAAUGUUAUUUAUAUACAACAUAUGUAUUCUCUUAUACAGUAUACUAUAGUCAAGUUAAGCAAUAGACUUCUGUUUUGUAUGUACACUUUAAUUUGAUUCAAUAAAACUUUGAUCAUGCAUGUUGCGAUGUUGGCACUAUAGUCUCCAACAUAGAGUAAGGGUGCAGGAAUGUUACGAAGCAUCAGGCGUUUAAAGAAGGGGGGGGGGACGUCAAAGGAUUUUUUACCUCAAUUAGAUUUUUAACUUUAAAAUUUGGAAAUUACGAUAGACUCUUAAUUUGCAUAUAUAGUUGGCACAAUAAAGGGGUUGGUUGGGUGGUGGACAGGCCAGACAAACGCGAUUUUGGGUGGGGUUGGGGUAUUCCGUGGCCAUGUUACUCCAGGAAAUUUUGAAAUCUAGAGGCCCUUACCGGUUCUGGCGAAGAUUUGUCCUACCCAACUACUUUCAAACCACGCUGGUAACUGGGAAUAUUCAGUGCAUAAUAACCUUAAAUUUGAAUUUCGGGCAGCAAAGAACAUUUUGUUCUCCUACUCUAAUCCGCCUUUUUGGGGCUUCGCUUGCCCCAAAUGUCGCCCCAGCACGCACGUGAGCUGUGAAAAUAAGGGGUAUGGGGGCCAUUCCCCACAGGAAAUAAUUUUACUGCAUUUCUGGCAUGUCUGCUGACGAGGAGGGUAAGAAGCAGCAGGUGUUUG